Molecule: messenger RNA, 830 nt
Organism: Merops nubicus (carmine bee-eater)
Lineage: Eukaryota; Metazoa; Chordata; Aves; Coraciiformes; Meropidae
Gene: CCDC127
Product: coiled-coil domain containing 127
Exons: 2
Coding region: 36-830 (264 amino acids)
Source: RefSeq, a predicted model, not a curated record
GCCGCGUUUCCCUCCCGCGGAUCUCAGGUGCCUUCAUGAAUAACUUAAAUGACCCUCCCAACUGGAACAUCCUGCCAAACCAGCGAGAGCCCGGGGGCGAAGGCAGCAGAUGGAACUACGCCCUGCUGGUGCCCAUGCUGGGCUUGGCCGCCUUCCGUUGGAUCUGGACCAGAGAAUGUCAAAAAGAAAUAGAAAGAGAAAAAAAAGAGUAUUAUAAAAAACAUUCAUCUUUACAAAAAGACCUGGAAGCCAAGUACCGGGAUAUAAUCACGGAAAAUCGCCGCACAGUUGCUCACUUGGAGCUGGAGCUUGAAAAGGAACGGAACAGAACCCUGAGUUACCGUGAAGCCCUCGUCUCCCAGAGUCGCAAGCUAGUAGAAGAAAGAAGGAUCCUAGAGCAGGAGCAGGAGAAGUUAGAGCGAGAAAAACAAGUCCUGUUGCACUCAGGAGCAGCAGGUAACUUGUACCGCAGUUGCCUGGCAAAGGAAGAAGAGUGGCAAAAGAGAGCAAAUAGUUUACUAAAGGAAUUUGAAGAGGGACUUAAAGAGCGACAAGACAUCUACUGCAGUCUUGUUGUACCUAGAAGUCAAAGACUAGAAAUAGAGAAAAGCCUGCUAGUUAAAGCUGCAGCUGAUCCAGUUGCUAUGGCUCUGCAUAUGGAAAGCGGCUUAAAAGAUAUUUUCAAACAUGAUAACUACUGUGGCAAUCUGCUGAAUAGAAACAAAAGUCAAAAUGGAAAACUUAUGUGGCUGUAUCUGAGAUACUGGGAACUAUCUAUUGAACUACAAAAGUACAAGAGGGCAGAAAACACCAUGUUAGGAAAACGAUAA